This is a messenger RNA of Asparagus officinalis (garden asparagus), 615 nucleotides long. RefSeq lists its product as uncharacterized. The coding region runs from base 1 to 615 and encodes 204 amino acids. The record is from RefSeq and is a predicted model, not a curated record. Gene Ontology annotation, molecular function: RNA-DNA hybrid ribonuclease activity; nucleic acid binding. NCBI's taxonomy places the organism in Eukaryota, Viridiplantae, Streptophyta, Magnoliopsida, Asparagales, Asparagaceae. The transcript has a single exon.
AUGGUCGAAUACAAUGCUUUGUUUAUCGGCCUUGACAUAACCAAACAACUGAGGGUGAAGCAUCUAGAGGUUUAUGGUGAUUCACAACUCAUCGUCAACCAGAUAAAAGGAGAAUAUGAAGUUAGGAAUGAAGAUCUUAUUCCCUAUUACACCGCAACCACUACGCUGGCCAACUCCUUUGAGUGCUUCUACAUUGAUUAUUUACCUCGCCUUAGGAACACAUAUGACAACGCAUUAGCAUCACUUGCAGCUAUACUAGCUCUGCCUGAAGGAGCUACCCAGCAAGUCAUAGUAGUUAGCAGACAGUUGUUCCGACCUAAGUACGCACUACAAAUUAACGCUAUCGACAAAGCGCCAGAACCUCUCGAACCUAGAGAUUGGCAAUUCUUGAUCAUUAAUUAUGUCUUCUACUGCUCACUACCUAAAGACAUCAGAGAAAGAAAAUCUGUUCGCAGACGAGCGCUUAGAUUCUACUAUAAUUCUCAGUCCCAAACUUUAUAUCGAAGGUCAUAUGACGGACUAUUGCUUCACUGCUUGUCAAGCAAAGAAGCUCUUAAGGAGGCUCAUGGUGACAUCUGUGGAGCUCAUCAGCUCAGCCCUAAGUUAUGGGACUGA